This is a messenger RNA of Gossypium arboreum, 881 nucleotides long. Its product is annotated as universal stress protein A-like protein. The record is from RefSeq and is a predicted model, not a curated record. The transcript is spliced from 4 exons. NCBI's taxonomy places the organism in Eukaryota, Viridiplantae, Streptophyta, Magnoliopsida, Malvales, Malvaceae. Gene Ontology annotation, molecular function: AMP binding. Bases 121 to 657 code for a protein of 178 amino acids.
ACUUUCCCUUUUAACCUCCCUCGCCUUGGCAUUUCUUGAAGCUAGAGACUUCAUAAAGCUUAACAGAUCAGAGAGAGAACUGUUACCGAGUGAGUGACUCAGUGAGUUAGGGGUGACAAGAUGGCUACAAGUGAGGCAUCCGUGACUCGGAUAAUGGUGGCGGUGAAUGAGUCAACGAUCAAAGGUUACCCUCACGCUUCUAUAAGUAGUAAGGGAGCUUUCGAGUGGACUCUUCAGAAGAUCGUUAUGUCCAACACUUCUGGUUUCAAGCUUCUCUUCCUCCAUGUUCAAGUUCCCGAUGAAGAUGGUUUCGAUGACAUGGACAGCAUAUAUGCCUCUCCUGAAGAUUUCAAGAGCCUGAAGAGCAGGGACCGGGCUAGAGGGCUUCAUCUGCUUGAAUUCUUUGUUACAAGGUGCCAUGAAAUUGGGGUUGCUUGUGAAGCAUGGAUCAAGAAAGGUGAUCCAAAGGAAGUUAUCUGCCAUGAAGUGAGGAGGAUCCAGCCAGAUCUUCUUGUUCUUGGUAGCAGAGGACUUGGUCCUUUCCAACGGGUUUUUGUCGGAACGGUGAGCGAGUUUUGCGUGAAGCAUGCUGAGUGCCCUGUCGUAACAAUCAAGCGUAGAUCGGAUGAAACUCCUCAAGACCCCGUCGAUGACUAAAUUUGUUUCACAGACCCCUUGAUUCAUUGCUCUUGGUUCUGUUAAUAGACUUGAAACUCUACGACUUUACCAAUUCCAUAUAUCAUUGGGGAUAAGAAAUGAAUUGCUUCUGUUUUGGUGGAAAAAAUACUCUGUUGUGGAUUGCGUUUGUUGUGUGCAAAGAGAACUGCUAUUAUUAGUCUGGCCCGUAUAUAAAGUUGUAUUUGCUUUAAUUACUUCCAAAA